GUGGGACCAGCAGCUACCUUCAACUGGGCUCUGAGGAAAUGUGCUGCUGCUGCUUUUACGGACAAACAAUAGCGCUCGUCUAAAUCCGGCCACUUCAACUCAUUUGUGCUGCAUAUUUUUCCAGCCAGAGGAGGAGCAGGCACGCAGCGUUCAUUCACAGAUGCAUUUUUCGCCCUCGGAGGGAGCAAAAAGCGGAGGGAAGUGUCGCUAAACCCACCGACUCCAGACUGAUCCUCCUGCAGGUCCGUGGUUUUGGCUGACGGGCCGUGUAAACGCGGCUUGUAAAGGAACUCCACUGUGGUUGGUCGUGGUGUGUAGAGAGGAGCCCGCUCAGCCCCUCCAGGCUCCUCAGCCAUGGCUCUCCUGGCCUACCUGAAGAACCUGUUCAUCCUGCAGCUGCUGAUGGGCUUCGUGUUUGUGGUGAGCGGCCUCAUCAUAAACUUCAUUCAGCUCUGCACCUGCGUGUUCUGGCCCAUCAACAGGCAGCUCUACCGCAGAAUCAACUGCAGGCUCUCCUACUCUCUGUGGAGUCAGCUGGUGAUGAUGCUGGAGUGGUGGUCGGGCACAGAAUGCACCCUAUACACUGACCAGGCUACGGUGGACAAGUUCGGCAAGGAGCACGUCAUCAUCAUCCUCAACCACAACUUUGAAAUCGACUUCCUGUGUGGCUGGACCAUGUGUGAAAGAUACGGGGUCUUAGGGAGUUCAAAAGUGCUGGCCAAACACGAGCUACUGAAGGUCCCUCUGAUCGGCUGGACCUGGUACUUUCUAGAAAUCGUUUUCUGCAAAAGAAAGUGGGAAGAGGACAGAGAAACGGUUUUUGCAGGCCUGGACAGGCUCAAAGAUUAUCCUGAAUAUAUGUGGUUUCUGCUGUACUGUGAAGGAACCCGCUUCACGGAGAAGAAACACCAAAUCAGCAUGCAGGUGGCGGAGAGUAAAGGCCUCCCCAAGCUCAAGUAUCACCUUCUACCCCGAACCAAAGGAUUCACCACCACGAUGCAGUGUCUGAAAGGCACAGUCACUGCUGUGUAUGAUGUGACUCUGAACUUCAAGGACAACCAGAUUCCCACUCUGCUGGACAUCGUCAACGGCAAAAAAUACAAAGCUGACCUGCGUGUUAAGCGGUUUUCUGUGGAGGAUAUUCCGGAUAAUGAACAGGAGUGUGCCAACUGGCUGCACAAGCUCUACCAGGAGAAAGACGCCUUACAGGAGCAGUACGACAAGGAAGGAAAGUUCCCUGGACCCACAAUCAUCCCCCCGCGCCGCCCGUGGACGCUGCUCAACUUCCUGUUCUGGGCCACCGUUCUGUUGUCGCCCCUCAUCAAAUUAGCAUGUGGGGUGAUCGUUAGCGGCUCCCCGCUCCUCAUCAUCGGUUUCAUCACCUUCCUCAUCAUCGCCUCAGUUGCUGUUCGCCGUCUCAUCGGGGUCACAGAGGUGAAGAGAACAGGCUCCAGUUACGGAGACCAAGAGGCCAAGAAAAAAAAGUAAACUGUGUGACCCCCCCCGACCCCGUCUCACCGCGGCGUCUCACUCCCCGUCCAACUCCAUCCUCCUCCUGCCGUUGGCAGGCCGGGGAGGAGGCCCACCUGUGAAAACAAAACCAACACCAGAGUCAAAAAACGAGAAGAAAAUCCUGCCUUCAGCGGAGGAAGAGACGAAGACGAGAAGGUGUGGGAAUGACGCUCUCUGGUUUAUCACAGAUUAUAAGGAGGGGGGGAGAUGCAGUGCUGUAAACCCACCAAACUCCCAAUUAAGUCCGUUAAACAAGAAUCAUAAGCCUGAGAUCAUUUUCUAAAAGCCACGCCCACUUCCUGUCAGCUGUUGAUUCCUUUGAAGCUCACGCAACACAUCCUGAUCCACACCGAUUAAUUUCUGUUGUCCAGCGGCAGUGCUUCUUCCCAACACCAGGAUCCAUCGUUCCCCUUGUUCUGAUGGAAAUCGGUGCCUUUCGGCCCAGCCUGGCUUUCCUUAAUCAGCUCACACAAACCACUCAAAGGCCGCUUCACAGCGCUCAGAUUUCUACAACUAAACCACAAAAUGGCUAAAAUUAUUGAACUAAAUGCAAAAAAAUAGGAAAUAAUUCAGUGAAAAGACAUUUAGAGAUCCACCAAUCAUAACCCAACAUCCAACCUCCAGCUAAAGCCUCUGGAUUUAAGAACAUUAACGUUAUUAAAAGUGUUUUUGAAGCAAAAUAAGAAGAUAAUUGCUGUCAAAAGAAACGGUUCACUAAUAUUUAAGCAUUCUAUGUUAGUAAUUUCUCAGUCACCUUAUUGUACACUGCAAAAACACAAAAUUUUACCAAGUACAUUUGGUCUAGUUUUUAGUGCAAAUAUCUUAGUUUUUAUAUUUCAAGUCUAACUAACUUUAAAAGUAACUUUUCAGCUAAAUAUAAUUGCUUAUUUUAAAUCAAUAAUUUCUUAAUACUGGUUAAAAACAAGAGUACUGGUUCCACUGGCAGAAUUUUUACCUUAUAACUUAAAUUUUUCCCACGUUACAGGUAAAAUAAAAUCUGCCAGUGGAACUAUAGCUUUUUGAAAAAUGAAUACAUUCAUUUUUACUAUUACGUCUUUACAAGCUGCUAUUUCUUGCUGAAAAGUUACUUGUAAUAAGCUUGUUUUUGUAUUAUUUAAUGUGUAGUAAGAUAUUUACACCAGAAACUACAUCCAACACACUUGGUAAGAUUUUAUAUGUUUUUCAUAUUAGGUAAAACUUAAAGGUUUCCAAAAGUUCGGCAACAUUUCAAAACAAAUCUUGCUUAAGAAAAAGUCAAACGUCUACAAACGACUUGUUUUCUUCCUUCAGCAACCACUUCCACACUGAAGAGUGAUGUUUUGGUGCAUCUCUAAUCAUCUGCUUCAUUGUAAUCUAUUUCUGGUGAAAUUAAUCGUUAAUUUAGUUGGAAAUUCUUUUAAAAAAUUAGUUAAAUAUAAAGUUAUAAUCCUGACUUUAGACUCUCAGAUGGGCUGGUGUCUGCUGAGCUGCAGCAAGGACUCUGAAUGUGAAAACCGAGGAAACCUGCCCUCAUUUAAAACACAAACUUCCCGUUUUUCCUCCAUUUCUCCUAUCGGAUUUCAAACAAACACUCCACCUUUAGGAGUGUUCGUUUUCUCACCCACGUGUAAGGCGGACGACCUCCGACCUCCUUAACGUGCCGUUUCGACCUCCCCCCCCCCCCCCCCCCCGACACUGAAACGCAGCUCACGGUGGAACAUGAAUGGCAGCAGAAUCAAGGGUCAAAGGUCACCAACUGUUUUCAUGUAGCCACACAGCUGUUAGCAUAGACUGCAGUAGGAGUAUUUUUAACCUUUGCCUUAAAUCAAGCUUGCUCAGGCAAGGGAUUGCUUAUUUACCUCCCUUUGAAACGCAUAACGCCACUUUUGUUAUGUUUUAAAUCUUCACCCUUCAUUUCUGUCUUUACAAUAAUGCAUGGUGGAGUAGGAAGAGUUAAUUAGCAAAAUGACUGAAUCAUUUAAACCGUGGACUAAUAGGAAGAUGUUAAUUGAAGGGAUUUCUUUUUGGGAGGGUUUUGUUUGGGGGAAAAAAUCACUUUAAAUGUUCAAAGUGGACAAAAAAGGAAUUAUUUGUUUUGUUUAGGAAUUUAAAAAAACAAUCUGUAAGAGAAGAUAAAUUGCUUUAUUUGAUUAAAUGACUUAUAGGAAGUUGGUUUUUUGUUGCAUCAAACCCACUUUUUUAAAUCUCUGAGUUGUUUUUUAUAUAGAAAAAUCUUUUGUUAUCCACUUUAAAUAAUUUCAGAUGAUUUCUAGGAAACUUUUUGGUUGUGUUUGAAUAAAAAUCACUGUUGAAUACAUUAUAGGAAGAUUUUGAUUUCUUGAAUAUAAAAUUGCACGCAGGUUUUCACAUUUUGAAAGCAAAGCAUCAUUAUUUUUGAGCGGAGAAAUGUCCAGUUCUUCUUUCCGUAGUCAUCUAUAAACGGACAGAUUUCGUGCAAACCUUAAUUAGCAUCAAGGGCCAAAACAACCACACAAUUUAAAGAAUAAAUAGAUCUUAAAUCAGCAUUUAUACAUGUGAUCAUUUAAAUUAAUUUGGAAUUGUGUGCAAAUGAUUUGUUAAACAUGCAAUUGGUAAAUAUUGAAAACAUUUCAAAUUUUUUUACAAAUACAUUCAAAUUUCAGUUAAUGUUUUCCACCAAUCUUUGAAAUAUUGGAUACAUAAAUUUUUAUCUAAAUUAUAACAUCUAAUAAUGUUUAUAGACAACUUUAUUUAUUUAAUUGAGUCCCUUAAUAAAUUAGUGCUGCUUGAUUAUUAUUAGUAUUUAUAUUUUUAAUAUUUAGAAGUUAACUCAUGUGAAAUUGGAAAAUGUAAGACAUUUUUAUCUGGUAAAUUUGCAGCUUCUGUGAUUUAUUCAGGUUUUUUUAUGCCACUUAAAAGGAUCUUAUAUUUACAUUUAUUGUAACCAGAACUGAUACAAAUUUUCCCAACAAUUUCUGUCACUCUUGAAAACCAAAUUUAGGUUUCUGGGGGGGGAAAAGUCCAAAAUAUUUUUAUUUUUCUGUUCUUUAAUUUCCAAUUAACAAAUUAAAGCCCAGCUAUAAGCAUUUCACGUUGGAAAAAUCUCCAGUUCUCCCCGUUAGUUGCACCUCUUGCAUCGGCUGUUUGGCUAGUUUUUUGUUUUUGUUAUUUUUCUACAGCUUUUAUUUUUAUGUUUUCUUCCAUUUAAACACUUGAGAUUAUUAAAGGAUUUAAUCACAAAGCAACUCUUACCCUUGGAUUUCUUUGGCUUUGUCUGAGUUUCUCUGUAUGAACAUGCAGCCAUGAAGCCAUGCAGGUGAAAGGAGAGCAUCUUCUCCACCCAUGUUCAGAGUCGCAUUCAUUCACCUUUGUUUUUCAUGACGCAUCCACAAACUUCACUAAAUUAAUAUGCGACACAUUAAUAUGUAAAUAAGCUAAAUCUGAAUGUCCUUUAGAAACUAGAGCUGUGCGUAGCUGCUUUUAUUAGUAUUCCUCCCUAAAAUCAAUGGGUUUUAUGUACAUAAUGUAAAUAAUUACAAUGCUUUGUUUAGAAGUAGUUGGUUUUCCACAUUGCACUGUCUUUGACUGCACCGUUAUUUCAGGCUACAACCAAAUCUACCACUAGGGGGCAGCAGCAGAAGUGUUACAGUGAUGAAUGCCUCCAGCGACCAGAGGAGACCGAGGUUAAAUUUUGCUCCCACAGCAGUUUUCAGUCCGAGCAGUCAUUAAUCAUUUCUUACUGCACUCCUUUAUUUCUUUUUUUUAUUGCAUGAUGUGCUUUACUGCACAGGCAGCGAAUCGAGUUCAUUCUGACUCAGGGAUUCUUUUACAGACUGGUGAUGCAACUGCUGUGGCAUUAACUCUGAAUCUGAAUAAAGAGGCUUUCUGGGGAA
This is a messenger RNA of Xiphophorus hellerii (green swordtail), 5363 nucleotides long. It is a transcript of the gene agpat3, whose product is annotated as 1-acylglycerol-3-phosphate O-acyltransferase 3. The record is from RefSeq and is a predicted model, not a curated record. Gene Ontology annotation, molecular function: 1-acylglycerol-3-phosphate O-acyltransferase activity. Gene Ontology annotation, cellular component: endomembrane system; endoplasmic reticulum. The coding region runs from base 355 to 1488 and encodes 377 amino acids. The transcript is spliced from 10 exons. Lineage: Eukaryota; Metazoa; Chordata; Actinopteri; Cyprinodontiformes; Poeciliidae.